Thamnophis elegans (Western terrestrial garter snake) is the source of this 1559-nucleotide messenger RNA. It is a transcript of the gene UBC, whose product is annotated as ubiquitin C. Gene Ontology annotation, molecular function: protein tag activity; ubiquitin protein ligase binding. The record is from RefSeq and is a predicted model, not a curated record. Gene Ontology annotation, cellular component: cytoplasm; nucleus. Lineage: Eukaryota; Metazoa; Chordata; Lepidosauria; Squamata; Natricidae. Gene Ontology annotation, biological process: modification-dependent protein catabolic process; protein ubiquitination. The transcript is spliced from 2 exons. Bases 112 to 1485 code for a protein of 457 amino acids.
GCGAUGCCUAUAUAAAAGGCCGCCGCAGUUGGUACGCAGUUAGAACAAGUCGCCUCUUGCUUGUGUGAAUUUGUUGCUGUCUGCUAGGGCCCACUCGAGCUCCGCCAGAAAAUGCAGAUCUUUGUCAAGACCUUGACCGGGAAAACCAUCACCCUAGAGGUGGAGCCCAGCGACACCAUUGAGAAUGUCAAGGCCAAAAUCCAGGAUAAAGAAGGCAUUCCUCCCGACCAACAGAGAUUGAUCUUUGCUGGCAAGCAGCUGGAAGACGGCCGCACUCUCUCCGACUACAACAUCCAGAAGGAGUCCACCCUCCAUCUUGUCCUGCGUCUGAGGGGUGGCAUGCAGAUCUUUGUCAAGACCUUGACCGGGAAAACCAUCACCCUAGAGGUGGAGCCCAGUGACACCAUUGAAAAUGUCAAGGCCAAAAUCCAGGAUAAAGAAGGCAUUCCUCCCGACCAACAGAGAUUGAUCUUUGCUGGCAAGCAGCUGGAAGACGGCCGCACUCUCUCCGACUACAACAUCCAGAAGGAGUCCACCCUCCAUCUUGUCCUGCGUCUGAGGGGUGGCAUGCAGAUCUUUGUCAAGACCUUGACCGGGAAAACCAUCACCCUAGAGGUGGAGCCCAGUGACACCAUUGAAAAUGUCAAGGCCAAAAUCCAGGAUAAAGAAGGCAUUCCUCCCGACCAACAGAGAUUGAUCUUUGCUGGCAAGCAGCUGGAAGACGGCCGCACUCUCUCCGACUACAACAUCCAGAAGGAGUCCACCCUCCAUCUUGUCCUGCGUCUGAGGGGUGGCAUGCAGAUCUUUGUCAAGACCUUGACCGGGAAAACCAUCACCCUAGAGGUGGAGCCCAGUGACACCAUUGAAAAUGUCAAGGCCAAAAUCCAGGAUAAAGAAGGCAUUCCUCCUGACCAACAGAGAUUGAUCUUUGCUGGCAAGCAGCUGGAAGACGGCCGCACUCUCUCCGACUACAACAUCCAGAAGGAGUCCACCCUCCAUCUUGUCCUGCGUCUGAGGGGUGGCAUGCAGAUCUUUGUCAAGACCUUGACCGGGAAAACCAUCACCCUAGAGGUGGAGCCCAGUGACACCAUUGAAAAUGUCAAGGCCAAAAUCCAGGAUAAAGAAGGCAUUCCUCCCGACCAACAGAGAUUGAUCUUUGCUGGCAAGCAGCUGGAAGACGGCCGCACUCUCUCCGACUACAACAUCCAGAAGGAGUCCACCCUCCAUCUUGUCCUGCGUCUGAGGGGUGGCAUGCAGAUCUUUGUCAAGACCUUGACCGGGAAAACCAUCACCCUAGAGGUGGAGCCCAGUGACACCAUUGAAAAUGUCAAGGCCAAAAUCCAGGAUAAAGAAGGCAUUCCUCCCGACCAACAGAGAUUGAUCUUUGCUGGCAAGCAGCUGGAAGACGGCCGCACUCUCUCCGACUACAACAUCCAGAAGGAGUCCACCCUCCAUCUUGUCCUGCGUCUGAGGGGUGGUUUUUAAACUUUCUGCUUGCUUACAACUGUUGAAGUAAACUUCACUGCACUUUGUUUCAAUAAAGCUGUUGGGAUUCCCAA